CAGGGAGAAAGAGGGGCUGCGACCAAUUACAUUUCAAGAAAUCAAGCGCUGAAGAAACUUCAAGUCAGCUUGCCGGAUUUUAGGUGAAUUUUGUCAUCUUUCAAUACUUAAUCUUUUGUUUUGUCUGAGUAAUAAAGCCAAUAACAUUUUGCUCCUUGAGGGAAUGGAUAAUCAUUUUUUAGCCCGUAACUGAACACGACUUGGAAUUUUCGACCAAAACCAUUUUGGCCAUUCACUUUUCCCCCACUUGCAAAAUGUACAAUUAAUAUUUGCUAGUUGUUGAGAGCAGAAAUCAAAAGAUCACAAUUUACACUCCCUUCUUUAAUUGAUCCUGCUUUAAAAAUUGUCACGAGCACCGUUCCACAAAUGGUGUAAAAUUAAUAAAAUUGCAUCAGUUUGCUUUUUUCCAAAAAUGCCCCUCACUAAAAUCCGUUGCCUUACCACCUCCCCCCUGAAUGCCCAGUUGAUGUUAAGCAGGAGAAAAGUGAAUGUUAAUGGCCCGUAAGAAUGGGAGAUGCUUUUAUCUGUCCUAUUGUCGUGGCGAGGCUCUGUUUGGAGGGGGUUGGUUUGAGAGGGAGCAGGAUCCCCCCUUGGUUUUAGGCCAAACCUGAGGCACACAAUUCGCAGCACAAAACAUCAAUUGAUUUUAAGAGCCCAUCCCUACUGUAGUGGGAUGUGGAACACCAAAUGCGAGUUGAAGGUACAUUGUAGAUGUAUAAAUUAUUUUCAUGACAUCAUGGUAGCCAUACAGGUGUUCCCAACCUGCUCCGGGCAUUCAAAUAGUGGAGAGUGAAAGCGUACCCACUCGCUGUUGGUUCCUGCUCACUGUUCUUUACACCACCCCAACACAUGCUAUUAUGUUCCUUGGUGAUGAAAGGAUGGCCAUCUUGGUGUACCAAACCAAUCCUAUGGGAGAUGAACACUUUUCGUAUGUUAACACUUUCUUUUGUUCCAAUAAAUUUGCAUAGGUGCUUGCUACAUGUAAGUAAAAACUCUGUGUUGGCAAAUCGGCUGGUAGGCAAAGUUGCCCAUCAGGAAAUUGACCAGAUCUAAAAAAAGUUUGGUUGUAGACAAACAAGGGAAGAUUAUAUUUCUGGAGUUUGAUUGUUUCUUGUAACAUGUAAGAUCUGAUAAGGGAAUUGAGGAAUGAAGUUCUGUUCUCUAUUAUGAUUAGCCUUUUUUCUCUUGUAGACGGCUGUGUAUUUUAAAAGGAGUGUACCCAGUUGAACCCAAGAACAAAAAGAAAGUUAACAAAGGAAGUACUGCAAACAAGACAUAUUACUACAUCAAGGAUAUACAGUACCUUGCCCAUGAGCCAGUUCUAAACAAGUUCCGAGAAUUUAAGGUGUUUCUUAGGAAGCUUAAAAAGGCCAUUGCCAAGGAAGAGCCAGGCACUGCUCAGAGAUUAGAAGACAACAAACCCGUUUACAAACUUGAUCACAUACUUAAGGAGAGGUUUGUGUUGUUAUACUGUUUUUUUUAUCUUGUCUUGUCUUUCAGUGAUUGAAUUAAGUGUUGUUUACCUUCAGUGUAGUAAUUAAUGAUUGUCAUUGUAGCUGUUGCUAUUCAAUAAUACAGGCAAGCCUCUCUUAAUGGACACCUUUGCAUGACAAACACUGUCAUAGUCCCUGCAUUUUACUUGCAGGUCGUAGUUUCGGCUGUUUAUUAUUAGGUGGAGACUGCAUAUAUACUACAUGUCGCGUGUUCCCAAAUAAGUAUGGGGUUGUUCCCACGAUAUAUGCAGGCUCCGACUCAGUAAUCAAGUUUUCUAUUCCUUUCUAUGUACAGUGUCUGUCUAAGAGAGUGUUUACAUUAUAGCAACUGUUAUUUUUCAGAUACCCAACUUUUAUUGACGCAGUUAGAGAUUUAGAUGAUGCUUUAUCAAUGCUUGUGUUAUUUUCAAUGAUGCCACAGACGGAUAAGAUACAGGUAUAUAUCGGAGUUAACUUCUUGUUACAAAAUUAUGUUUUCAACUGUGGUGUUGUCUUAUUAACUAAAAUCCAUUUUGUAGGUAUAAUUUUAAUGUCACAUUUUACAAGUAUAAAGAGUACAUAGGUCACCUUGUUACAGAUAAAUAUUAGACAAGACUGAAGUUAAUUGUGGCCAGCCUAACUCUAACCACUUUCAAUAUGUUUACGAUCAAGGGGCAGCUUUUUUAGCCAGUUUAUCCCUUAUUGACCCCUUAGGGGCAGGCCUUUUGAUUUAAGGUGCAAUAAAAAAUCAGAGAUUAUGCAGCAUUUUCAGGGAAGAUGGUGUGAUUUAAUUUAACCUUGUUUUACUAGGUUUCAAAGAAGAAAAAUCACUUUUGUGUCAUUUAACAGAUAAUUUGAGUAUAUUAUUGAAACUGUCGUGUUGCAUCAAUGGGAACUGAAACACAAAAACAUGAUCUUAUCAACUGUGAACAUUACAAAGAUUUACAUAGCCUGAUUGAGAAGCUCACUUUUCAAACAUUAGCCCAUUUAACAGAGCAAAAUUGUUGACACAUCACUUCACAUCACUCACCUGAUUGAUUAUACAGCAUGUAUUCAACUUAAACACAGGAAAGGAGAAAUACUAUUUUGAUUUACUGACAGUAUUAUUCUUUCAGACUAAUAUGAUAGCGAAAAAAAAACACUCUAGCAUUUGACGCAUUUUCCGGCAUUUUUAAAGCACUUUUAGCAACUGCUACCUAAAGAAGGCUGAACCUGAUUACUGGCUUAUAUAUAUUUUUGUGUUUUUGAAAGGCUGAUGUCGUAAAACAGUGUAAGAGAUUAUCAGGUACGUUGUAUGGAUUUACGUACCAAAAUGGGUUUGAAUUAAUCUGACCAUUAUCUGGUUCCUUGAACUUAAAUUGAUUACUUGAUAAGAAGAUUUGCCUUUUUCCUGCACCCAAACCCAGUGAACAAAACUUUAAGAUCUGAGAAGGAAUUAUUGCAAGAGGUUUAUGAUACCCUAAACUGAGAAAGAAGGGACAAAGGAGCUAGUUUCCAGAAAAACUUUGUUUUUGUUUUUUGUUUUCUUUUCUUUAGUUGUUUUUUGUAUUAUUGUGGCACAGCUGAUGAAAAAUAAUGACUUAUAAUGACUUUAUGGUGUAUUUGUUCUAUUAAUAUAGACUACCUAUUUUUUCCUCUUGAAUUUUUUGCCCAGUUGUGUCAGUGUUAUUGGGGGAAGCUAGUCUAUUAAUUUAGACUUUAUCCGUCUUUUUUCCAGUUGAAUUUCAACACUAUAUAAUAGCCUCAAGGUCUCUUAGAAAGGUAAGCUAUUAAAAAUCCAUAUUAGAAGAGGAAAAGGAGUGAUAACCUUGCCACAAAAUAAAACUAAUAUGUUGCUCAGUCUUGACUAAAUAACUUGAUGUUCACUCACAGACUGCUGGUUAUUGGGUGAGAAAUGUAGGUCCAGAAAUGUAAUUUUUUAGCAGAUAUUUAAAACAAAGAUUAAAACUGUUGCUUCUGUGUUAUUGUGGCAUGAAGCAUUAAUGCAGGAUUCAUUUGCUGUAAUUUACAAAUGGGUUGUUCCAGAAAAAAUCCACACCCCCCCGACGGAUGGGAUUCUGGAAAUUCUCGUGGGAGGGGGGGUCGAAGACUCCGGAAAUCCAGGCGGGAGGGGGGGUUGACCUUAAAAAAGUCUUCUGCAGGGGUCAUUUCGACCGAUAGUUGAUACAAAUCAAACGUUUAGUUCGAUGACACUUAAGCGCUUUCAGACCCUGAAAAUAGUCAAAAUGUUUUGUUCAUAUAUUUCUCACCUGACAUAAAUGAUAAUCUAAGUUGCUUUACAGGUCCUUUUAUAGCAGAAAACGUGAACAAGAUACUAAAGAACGGGCCUGAAGGAACUCGUCGCAACGUUGUUGUCACGAAGAGCGUCAAACGCCUGACACAUUUCUACUCGUGCCCAGAGCCAGCGCCAAGAGCGAAUAGUGAUUUUUAUAAGCUAAGAAAUUAUAUAAACACUCGUUCAGGUGUCGUUCGCAUUUUUGUUUUUGCUCCUUUCGUUUUUUAGUUCCACGCGAUAGAAUUCUUAGUUUAAUAUAAGCUGAAGCUUUAGAAAUUAAAACAAAAACAUUUAGACGUGUUUGCGUGUAUUUUCCAUUAAAAAUAAAUUAAAUUUAAGCCUUUUAUUUUUUCCCGGAAAUCCAGGCGGAAGGGGGGGUCUUCCACCUUGGAAAUCCAGUUGGGAGGGGGGGUCUUGUGCUUCAGGAAAUCCAGGUGAGAGGGGGGGUUAAAAAAGGACCCCAUCCGUCGGGGGGGUGUGGAUUUUUUCUGGAAUAACCCAAUUAAAGAAGUUGGCAAUUCUAUUAUUAAAGCCAAUCAGAUACUUUAAUAUUAAAAUAUUGCAUCGUUGAAAUGCUCUUCAAAGUGGUUACAGGUAUUGUUAAUAUGAAAACUCAAAAUAAGCACAGACUGAAUAUUCGUAAAUUCUUUCCCUCAAUGUUUUGUGUAGGUUUUCCUUUCUAUAAAAGGAGUGUACUUCCAAGCUGAAAUCCAGGAUCAACCAGUAACAUGGAUUGUACCAUAUCAAUUUUGUCAAGAGGUAUAUAUAUAGUCAGUAGAUACCAGUAGUUUUCUCUGUGAGUGUCACACCAAAAAUUAAAUCCAAAACUUUAAAGCUUUAGAAGGUGGAAGGAAGAAGCAGUAUUAAGCAACUUUUCCAAGUCUCAGGUCUGAUUGAUAUCCCAAACUUCAGUUCUUUGUCAAAAAGUUCCAGGAAAACAUAUAGAAUUUCCAUGUAUGGUCGUGAUUGUUUCAUAGUCACUAGAAUACAACAAUUAUUAACGUUGUCUGUUGGUGUGUUCAAGUUUUUCUCUAAUUUGCGAAAGCAGCACAGCACAGUUUCAAACCUUUGUUCUGCAUGGCUAGGAAACUCUCAUGAACAAAGAUUCUCCUCCAUCAAGGAAAAUGAAAAGUUUGUUUUUCAGAAGGUUGGCCAACUUUGGUAAUGUUUCACCUUUUCUAGUAGGGGCAACAAACAUAUUUUCAGAGCUUAUCCACCCACUCUUAAAAUUGAACUGUGUUUUGAAACAACAUGGUCGACACAUUCUACAGUUAUCUGAGGCACUCAGCUCUUUCAACUUUCUCCCUCUUCAAGGAGCAGGCACAGGCUUUGUCUGCAUACUGCCACUUCCACUCAUUUUUGAUCUUCCAUAAACACCACAUAGCACAGGAAAACAAGGCUAAAGAGUACAUUGGAAUUACUGAAUACAGCAUUUACCACAAGAUUUGAAGCCAAGUGCAGACAAUAACACGCACUAUUUUCUUGCAAAAUCAAUCACCAAGUGUAUCAAAUUCACAACGAGGGUGGAGUUUUUGAACCCCCUGGUCAGAAUGUACUCAUUGUAUGGAAAACAGAUAGUCAGUUUUUUUCUCUCACCUCACAUGGCCCUACGGGCGUGUUAGGUUCGUUCCCUCAUGCAUGUGAGACUCUUAAGCUACGCUAAACCAAUUUUGAGAAAAAAAGUGACGAUUUUGCAGUCUGUUGAAAAUUAUUUUAAAAUUUCUUGUGAGUGAUGCACCAAUUUGUCUAAAAUUAAUUGUGGUUUUCUUUUCUUUAGCCACCCUCUGAUGUUGACUUUAGAGUGAUGCUCACUUUUGUGGAAUUUUACACAACGAUGAUAGGAUUUGUUAAUUUCAAACUAUACAACAUGUUAAAUUUACAUUAUCCUCCAAAGGUGAGACAUACAAGACAUAGAUUAUAGAGAGCAAAAACAUUAAUUGGUGGUUUCAUGUUUCAGCCACAUUACACUACAGGACAAAAUACUACAAGUACAUACAUGUAUUUGCAACUUUGCUUUGCCCAUGAUGUAGCCUUGUUUGCCCCUCAAAUGUUUGCAUAAGUGAUUGUUUUCAAUUUCUCCUGGGUAUUACAUUGGCCGGGGCAAUAAGGAGUUUUAUGGGCAAUACAAAAAGCUUGCAAAAAUCUGUGUAUCAGGAAUGAAAUAAAACUUUUACAAGUGUAAUUUCAGAGUAUGGAGCCCUAUUGUUUUAGAGUCUGGAAACAAUAGCUACACUUGUAAAUUACACUUGUAAAAGUGAUAUUAGAUUGACUCCUGAAUAUAAAAAAUGGUCUUUUUUCUCAUGAUAAUACUACUCAAUUUGCCCUUUAAUAGAUUGCUGGAGAAUACAGCACCACAGCUAACAGUACAGGCUUUUGUGAAGACUCUGAAGUAGAGGAUGAGGUGAUGCGCAAUAUAUUUAUUUGCAGUACUGUAUUUCCUUGAAAAACCACCCUCCCCGAAAUAAGCACCCAGCCCUAAGGCCAUAAUAUUAAAUACCGGUAAGUGCCCCACUCCCCUCCCCCUCACUUUCUUAAAUAGUAGGGAUAUAAGGAAACCAGCUUCUUUCGCCACUUUAUUUUUACCUUUUUAGGCUUCAACUAUAGCAGCAUAUGUUUUGUUUGAGUCACUUCCUGUUAUUUCUAUAUCUGCAUACUUGUAGAGUUCCUUUAUGUGCAUCAUCUCGUCUUUAGUUUUUGUCCUAUUGCCGCAUUCUUGGCAAAUCGCAUAAACUUCCCAGGAAACAGACCACCAUUCUCUAUUUCAUUUAAAUGAAAAUGUAAUAAAUGCCCCCCUCAAUUAAGUGUCUUCCUCGAGUAAGCGCCCAUCCUUUUACCUGAAAUUUUAAACAAGCGCCCGGGUGUGUAUUUGUGGAUUUACAGUAUUAAUAAUUAUUAAAGUGUAUGGGUACAUGAAGGUAAAAAAAUCCUUUUUUGGCCUCUGCCCGAUUAUGUUAGUUUUCCUAAGCCAAUUCUGCAAAGCAAUGAAAAGCCAGACUCCAUUUUGUUUUACCUUUCAUCAUGAAUAUCAUUUUUUUUGUAGUUUUUUUUUCCUUGUCUCUGGCAUUGUUUUUAAUCUGUGUUUUUUUUUUGUCCAUCCCACAGAUCCUAUCAGCUUUAAGUCAAAAUUUAGCUGUCACAGGUAAACAAUUUGUUAGUUUAUUAAUGUAAAGUAUUUUCAAUCCUGUCAAAUGUGUGGCAUUUUGACAAGGAUUCAAGAGCCAGUUGCAUAAAUCUUGUGUGUUCCACAAAUAUUCCUGUAAUUAUAUUUUAUUUAAAGAAGGAGAUAAGUGAAUAAGAAAUUCAGCUGCCUUAAAGAAUUAUACCCACGUUCACCCCAGAUGCAUUGCGCACUGAGGAACAAUUUUGGUAUGUCACUACCCGUAAAAACUAAUAGAUUCUUUCUGCUUCCUUCAGCUCAAGAAGAAGAGGUUGAAGUGGAUGAAUUUCCAGUUGAUCCUGAUGUAAGUUGCUGUCUCUUAAUAAAAUUCUGCUUGUUCUGUAGUCUUAACUUUGGUUUGUUUCCUUUUACAGAGUGAAGAAGGAAAAGCUCAGGAGGCUAGCAAGAAGGAGUUUCAACAAAAGGAAAAACUCAAGAACCUGUUUUCAGAUUGCAACAUUUUCCUUUCUAGAGAAGUCCCGAGAGAGAUACUUGUGUUUGUUCUCAGGUACAAGUGGCACAUCUGUACGUAUAGUUCAGCUUUUAUGUGUGAACACCCCUUUCAAACAUCCAAAAUACUAAAAUCAGUUUUUCCUACAAAGCACCGUUGUUGAAAGUUCUUACAAAUGACCACCACCGCGGCUUGUGGGAACUGUGUUUUGAAAAGAAGAUUGUACUCUCCAGAUUUCUCUUCCCAUUCACCCUCUUCUAAGCCUUUCUUUCUCCUCUUUGCUUGGAAAUUUCUGUGAAAAUUUCUGUUUCCUUAGUUUUUAAGUAUUAUUAAGGUGACCGUAUUUUAUCUGCCGUUUUUAGUCACUGUCUCAGUAAUUCCAAGUCUCCUACGGAAACGUUUUUUUGCGGCCUAAAGAACGUUUUGCGUCGAAGGCCAAAUAUUCCCCAGAGUGUACAGUUACGGCUUUUUGAAAUGGUUCAGAGUGUGAAUUGCGCUGUUUUGUUUACCAGGUGUUUUGGUGGUGAAGUUUCAUGGCACAGUGCUGACGCAUUAGGAGCAACAUUUGAUGAAAGUAGUGAAUUCAUAACUCAUCAAAUUGUAGACCGGCCUGUGCAAGGGCACAGGUACCUAUCCAGGUAAUAAGAUGAUUCUCACUUAGUAGAUUGUUCUCUGUGUACUAGAAAUGAACUGAUAAAGUAAAAAAAAUAAUGGUAAAUAUGAUGCCAUGUCAAAAUGAAGACUCAAAGAGGAUUGUCAUGACUUGUGAGUGAUUUGAAAGCAAUGCAGCCUGAGCCUAUGCAAAACAACAGCGAAAACGUCACUUUUAAAGUCAAUUCGCGUUAGCAAAUUUUCCUAGAGUUGAAUUCUUACUGAUAUUAUGGACGCGUGCAAGUUCGAAAAGGAAAUAAUUGCUUGUAGUGUAUUUACGUCCUUCUUUCAGUUAGAAGCACCUAAAUGAGACCACAAUCUUCAAUUUACACCCAUAAGUGAGAUGUUGGGCAUCACUGUCUGUUUUUGUGUGGUUUUUCCUUCCCGGGACAUUUUCUAUGUUUCCGAUCGAAAAUGUUUUUACAUCGAGCCGUGAAUAAUUUUCCUAGGUAUUAUGUGCAGCCGCAGUGGGUGUUUGACUGUGUGAAUCAUCGCAAGCUGCUUCCUGUUGAAGAUUAUUUUGCGGGAGUAGAACUGCCACCUCAUCUGUCUCCAUUUGUCCAAGAGGAAGAAGGAGAUUACAUUCCCCCUGAGAGACGAGCCAUGUUAGAGGAGGAGGGGAAGGUGGAAUAUGCUCAACAGAAUGAAGAACAAGGUGAGAAGUUCAUUUAUUUCCUAAGCCUUGAUGCUCCAACGGGGCGGGGCUUCCAAGAUGUUUGGAGCCUUAGAGGCAGAAGACACCAAUAUUAGUUUCUUGUCGGAACUUUUCUCUUUGGUAUAACAACGUGGCAGUAGAAACAAAAAUCUUUUUGAAAUAAUCCUCUCGAAAAUAGGUGAUUCUUCAGGGUUUGAGAGCUUAAAAUGACUGCCAAAUGGCAGAGAGAGAUGGGUCUUCUUCUUCUUCUCUUAUACCGUGGUAUCCUUUAUACCGUGAUUUGCGUUAUACUGUGGUAUUCGGUAUUGGGGGAUGUUCGUUUUACCGGGGUGUUCGUUAUACUGUGGUUUUCUUUAUACCGUGGUGCUCGUGCACUGUGGUAUCCUUUAUACCGGGGUGUUCGUUAUACUGUUGUAUUCUUUAUAUCGUGGUGUUCGUUAUACUGUUGUAUUCGUUAUAUCGUGGUGUUCGUUAUACUGUUGUACUCGUUAUAGUGGGGGGUUCGUUAUAUCGUGGUGUUCGUUAUACUGCAGUAUUCGUUAUACCGGGUUGUUACUCACACUGUGAUGAUUCUUGUUACCAUGGUGGUCGCUAUAUACAGGGGCUUCACUGUAUUUAGGGAUGCACCAUUAGAAAUGUGAAGGGGGGGGUAGGACUUUCUGGAAAGGCAUGUUAUUUUUUUCACAACCAGCAGGAGUGCAGGAUUUUUUUUUCAACCUUCAAACCCUUGCACGAUUUUUUUUUUUUUUCUUUUAAAUGCAGCGGGAUCUGCAGUGUGAUUGGUGUUUUUGGGACAUCUACUUUUGUUUAUAGCUGUAAACUUUAUGGAUUCAAGUAGCAACGCAUAUUGUACAACACCAACUCCAUAAACUUGCGUGCAAGUGGAACUAUUGACGUUGUUAACACAAUCUCACUUUAAUCCCAUUAAAACAAAAGUAUUUCAAUAAAAAAGUUUAUUUAAUUUAUAAAGUUAAACAAUUAUCACCACAGUCUCUUAAUUUAAUACUAUGGCAGCUAUAGAGAUCAAGGGCAUCAGAGUUGGUUCAAAUUGAAAUCUCUAUUUAGCCAGUAGAAAUUGUUUUUUCUGCCUGAAAUGUAGUUUGACAUGAAUUUAGGAAGUUGGGGGAAGGGGAUUUCCUGUUACAGAUCACAGAUUUAUUUUUCAGACUGUGUAAUAUAUUGUCGCAGUCACAUUGGUUAUCCAAGCAGGAUAUUUUUUUCUGGUUUCGUUGCAAUGCAGGAUUUUUUUUUCUUAAAAUUUUGUUUUGCAGGAUUUUUUUUUUUGUUUUUGGACUCCCCCCCCCUUCACAUUUCUAAUGGUGCAUCCCUUAGCUUUGGUUGCAAUCACUGUUAAUACCUUGAAGGCUGUCUAGGUCAUUUUUUUCAAUAUUGCCAAUUAGUCGUCCUUAUUCGUGCAAUAAUUACAUUGAGUGAUUUUAGUUAAUUACGCGUCGAUCUCAAGGCUUGCUGCAUGAAUAGGUCAGUCAUAAGCUCAAUUCAAAGGGCAAGCACGUCAAUUACUCAGUAGAGUAACCAACUACAUAAUUCGCCCUUAUUCGUCCUUAUUAGAAAAUACUUGUAAAUAACAAAAUCACAGCUUAAUGUCCAGCAAAUCUGUCCUCCAACUAUUAUUUCCAGCACUACUGAAUAACAAAAAUGAACUUUGAAAGCCUUUUAGGGUAACAAGUUUUCAAUAACCACAAUAAUUAUUGCAAUCCAUUUCACUUUUUCUUAGUUUGUCCAUCCAUUGUUUAUGCCUUCUCCUAUUGUUUUAUGCGGUUAUUUUCGUGUUUCACUCAAUUUGGCGGCAGUUGCCAAAUUAUGUUUCAAUUUUGGUAAAUUUCCUGACACCGCUCCUCUAAGUAAAUGGUGUUCCAUACUGGAAAUGUUGUUGCUUCCUGCAGCCUGUCUAGGAUGAAGUAUUUGCCUCCAAAAAUUUUAUGCUCUUCGUUGUCUUGAAUUUAGAAGAAAAGAGUGAAGAGAUGACCAAAGAGGAGAAGAACUUAGCGUUGAUGGCCAUGAAAAAGAAAGACAAACGGUUAUACGACAGGAUAAUGCAUUCUAAAAAGAAAAAGAGAUCAGAGGUGAGGCAAGCAAGGUCUCGUAAA
Porites lobata is the source of this 10769-nucleotide messenger RNA. NCBI's taxonomy places the organism in Eukaryota, Metazoa, Cnidaria, Anthozoa, Scleractinia, Poritidae. The record is from the annotation of a GenBank genome assembly.